Messenger RNA from [Torrubiella] hemipterigena, 3069 nucleotides. The record is from the annotation of a GenBank genome assembly. Lineage: Eukaryota; Fungi; Ascomycota; Sordariomycetes; Hypocreales; Clavicipitaceae.
UUUUUAGCGGGAGAACGGCAGUGUAGCCAAGUGUAGCCCAGUGUAGCCCCUCUUUUUCUCUCUCAUGCUCGCCGCUGAUUUGCUGCCACUCUGUCACUCGUGGGUUUGUGGCGAUCCAAUAUCGUGCCAGCUGCUGCCACCUGCCCGACACCUGGCGGCUGUCAUCCAUCUUGAACCACCGGUUGUCCUCCUCUCGUCUUUUCUUCCUUUUCCUUUUCCUUCUUCUUCAUACUCAUCAUCUGUUUCGACACUCCUCAUCUCUACACUUUUUGUUUCUUACCUGCCCCCCGUUUCCCUCUGCCAAUCCCCCGUGUUUCUCUUCUUCGACCGGAACCGCCUUCUUCCUGCCCUGCGCGGCGCUCGACCACCAACAUCCGAAACACGCACCGAUCGCACCGUCCCAAUCCCCAAAACACCAUCCGUCGCACAUUCGAACCCUCAUAUUUCGCCCGACAGCCCUCUCCUGCACAGACGCCACUAAAUUUGGAUCUCCUCUGUCACACUCACACCCGCUCCGUCCCAGCAAAUCCUGACCCGUCGCUUGACAGCCAGCCUUCGCCUGAAAUUGCUUCGUCCCGCAUGCUGCCUUUGCGACGACCAUAGCGCAUAAACCUGACCCCUGCCAGCCUGCGACAAACUCUGGCUCGCGGAGUGGCCUGGUCCGCAUUGCCUCGCUCGUCAGCCUUGAAUUCGUUCCGGAGUUUUGUAUCAUCUUGGGAUCCCUGCAUCUCCAAGUUCGGAUCGCCCAGGGUUUCGGCGCUCAGUUUCGACUCUGGCGCUGGCCAUUUAUCAUUCGCAAGCCGCCCACCUCCGACCCCAAGACUUGGCUCUUUCUUACACUCCCAUUCGUCAUUCCAGAUUCUUGGGAUAGAGAGUCGUCUUUCCUUCUCUUUCUUUUUCGCUUCGUUUUCUUUCAUUUUUUCUUAGCGGGGCUUUCUUUCCUUUCCUUUCAACUUGGGCCGGCACCAUAUCAAUAGUUCUUUACGCAACGUAGCGUAUCUGAACAGGGUUGAAGCAAACAAUUUCUGUCGCAGGUCGACACAGAGUAUUCGAGGGUUCUCUAUCCAUUUUUAGUCACAGCAACAGCCAUCAUGAGCGGUGGUCAAGUAGGUUGCGCGGAGCUUGUCCGCAAGCAGUUCACUGCUAGAAAAAUACUCUUCCACGUCCUAUUCUGGGUCUUCCAUUGGGGCAUCUUUGCAUAUGGAUGGUGGAAACAGGAAUCAGAUAUUCGACUCGCGGGUCUCAACACUUUGCAAUACUCCGUCUGGACUUCUCGUGGCGCUGGCCUUGUCCUCUCCGUCGACGGUAUGCUUAUUCUCCUCCCCGUCUGCCGCACCAUUAUUCGAUGGGUUCGUCCCAAGCUUCGGUUCUUGCCCCUCGAUGAGAACAUCUGGUUGCACCGCCAGUUAGCUUACGCUAUGCUCCUCUACGCUUUUCUCCAUACCGCGGCUCACUACGUCAACUUCUACAACGUCGAAAUCACCCAGAUUCGUCCAGUGUCUGCUGUUCAGAUCCACUAUACCCAGCCUGGAGGUAUCACCGGUCACAUUAUGUUGCUUUGCAUGAUGCUUAUGUACACCACGGCACAUGCCCGCAUCCGUCAACAGUCUUUCGAAACCUUUUGGUACACCCACCACCUCUUCAUCCCCUUCUUCCUCGCUCUCUACACUCAUACAACCGGUUGUUUUGUGCGUGAUUCCGCAGCCGCCUUUUCUCCCUUUGCCGGUGACAAGUACUGGGAGCACUGCAUUGGCUACCUUGGCUGGAGAUGGGAGCUCUGGACUGGUGGCUUCUACCUUAUCGAGCGUCUCUACCGUGAGGUUCGUGCCCGCCGUGAAACCAAGAUCACCCGCGUCAUCCGUCACCCCUACGAUGUUGUGGAAAUCCAAUUCAACAAGCCCUCUUUCCGCUACAAGGCCGGUCAGUGGCUCUUCCUGCAGAUCCCUUCGAUUUCCAAGUACCAGUGGCAUCCGUUUACCAUUACUUCUUGCCCCUUCGAUCCCUAUGUGUCAGUCCACGUUCGCCAGGUUGGUGACUUCACCCAGGCUCUUGGUGACGCCCUUGGUGCUGGUGGUGCUCAAGCCAAGCUUUACGACGGUGUCGACCCUAUGGGUAUGUACGAAGUCGCUCUUCAAAACGGCCAACAGAUGCCUGCUCUUCGCAUUGAUGGACCCUACGGUGCCCCUGCCGAAGAUGUGUUUGAGAAUGAAAUUGCUGUUCUGAUCGGUACUGGUAUUGGUGUCACGCCUUGGGCCUCUAUUCUGAAGAACAUCUGGCAUCUGCGCAACUCUCCCAACCCUCCCACUCGUCUUCGUCGUGUCGAAUUCAUCUGGGUCUGCAAGGACACUGGCUCAUUCGAGUGGUUCCAAACUCUUCUUUCUUCUCUUGAAUCUCAGUCCAACGACGCUGCCCGUCUUCCUGGCUCCUCGGGAGUGGAAUUCCUUAAAAUCCACACUUUCCUUACUCAGAAGCUCGACAUGGACACCACCCAGAACGUUAUCCUCAACAGUGUUGGCACCGACCAGGAUCCUCUUACGGAGCUUAAGUCGCAAACACAAUUUGGUCGCCCCGAUUUCAAGCGCAUGUUUUCCGCCAUGCGCGAUGGUAUCCUUGACCGCUCAUACCUCAACGGCCUCGAAGGCAACAUGAGAACAACCGUCGGUGUAUACUUCUGCGGUCCUUCUGCAGCUGCUCGUGACAUCCAGGCUGCCUGCAAAGACGCAACUGCUCGCGAGGUGCAGUUCCGCUUCUGGAAGGAACAUUUCUAAGUGGUUCUUUCUACGGGAAUUUGUUUAUCAAGAGCGAAAGAUUUAUUUUCAUCACUGUAAAACUGGUGGCCAUGAUAGGCUGUCUUCCAUAUUUCUUCAUUAUUUAGGUGUUUCUUGGGGUUCUUAUUAUCUUAUUACUACAUAUCGGAUCGAUUCAAGUUGGGAAGUGUCUGAGUAUCUUGAUAUCCAAGAUCGCUGGGUUCAAAGCGAAACUGUCAAUUAAGCACCAAUGCAUGCUUGUUUCUUUUUAAUUCUUCAUGACUCUAGCAUUCCAAAAACAAAACAAUAGUCUUCAUGCGAA